Molecule: messenger RNA, 2372 nt
Organism: Trichobilharzia regenti
Lineage: Eukaryota; Metazoa; Platyhelminthes; Trematoda; Strigeidida; Schistosomatidae
Source: the annotation of a GenBank genome assembly
UAAAGAUCGUAAACCACUACGUCACGAUGAAAAAGGAAUCUGCAAAAGAUCAUUUUGGUUCACACCAAAUCGAAAAUUUAUCUAGAAGGUCAUGAAAAGCGGAAGAACGACAGUCACGCUACACCCACGAGGAGGUACAAAACAAAUUCUGAUAGUCCUCACAAGUCUAUCACCACUCUACUUGUAACUGAACAAUGCCAGUUUAUAUGUAUCCUGCAAUCGCAGCACCUGGACAUCGUUCUGUUGAUUAUGUCGCACAAGGUCAGCCAGAACCAUCGUCCAAUAUUCAACAAGGUUCUGUUGUUAUACCUGGAGAAAUAGUAUUCUCUUCAAUCGCGAACCUUAUUACUGGUCAUGGAACCUACCGAUCUGUUGUGAACACAGAUGAAAACGCGGCAAUUUCCGAUCCACACACACCUAAAGGUGAUGCAAACAUCCCUGCCACCAAUAUACAUACUUCCCUUACGGGACGUGUGAGAAUUGUAAACAAACUUGUAUAUGUUGAACCACCGAAAGCACGGUAUUUUGGAAAUGUUGGGGAUACUGUAGUUGGACGUAUUGUGGAGGUUGACCAACGUCGCUGGCGUGUUGACGUAAAUUCUGCUCUCCUGGCUAACUUAGCUUUGGCUAAUGUGAAACUGCCUGGAGGCGAACUUCGUCGAAAAUCGGAAGAUGAUGAACGAGCGAUGAGAUCUUUUAUGAAGGAGGGUGAUCUUAUUGUUGCUGAAGUCCACGAAGUUUACAAAGAUGGUACAUUACAACUUCAUAUGCCAGGUACUAGGACUGGUAAAUUGGGAGGUGGUUGCUUGUUGCAUAUUCCACCAAGUCUUAUCAAACGACAGAAAAUUCAUAGACAUCGUUUAGCAGUUCCACGAACUAAUACACUAGACAGUUGUUUAACAUCAGGAUCAGAUGAAGUUAUUUCUGUUGGUCUUAUUCUUGGCUGUAAUGGAUAUGCUUGGACAGGUCCUGCAAGAGCUAUGGAUAUUGGUCUUGGUUUAUCAGCACCAGUUGAAGUAGAUGAAAGUAUGUCUAAUCAAACUGAAUUGUUAGCUGAACGUAUUGCAGUUUGUCGUGUACGCAAUUGUAUAUUGGCGUUGACACAUAAUGGUAUGCCAGUAUGGGAAACAAGUGUGCUUAGUGCAUGUGAAGCCAGUUGGUUAGCUGAUCAACAAAAUGAAGAUGAGGACGAUGAAUAUCAAAUGGAAUUUGAGACUGAUAUCAGCAGUAGCCUUUCAGGUAACAAAGUUCAUAAUCGUAUUGCACGUCUUCUUCAUCCAGAAGUUGCUCAUCGUCUUGUUUCUCUUGUACAAGCUAAACUGAAGUCGAACUAUUAAUUCUAUACAGACCAGAAAAAAAAGAUAUUUUGUACAUAAAAGGCUUAUAUUUUUAAUUAUUUUAUUUACUUGUCUGCUUUAUUUGAUGGAUUUUCUACUGUUAUAUCUAUGUUAUUUGUUAACGUUUGCAAACGUGUCCUGAUGAUUCAAUUUGUAUAAUAUCUGUAGUAUAAAGUGCUUAGAGGUGUGAUCUUAACAUUUUCACUUUUGACGUUCAUUAGGGACUCAGUUUUUCGUUAGUUAAUCAUGCUGACUCAAAUCUUGAUGGUUUCUUACGAUAUUAAGAAUUUGAUUGGAGAGACUACUGAACAAUUCUCUGGUUCCUGUUAGAAUGAUAGUGCAACUUGAUCAAUUUUAUUUAUAAGCAUAGGAAUGCUAAUACAUGUGUAUUGUGUUGACAAUAUUUCAAAGAUAGUCCACUGGAUGGAUUUUAGACACAUACAAAGUAAUGGCAACGCUUGAGACAACAAUGUUCAUUCUUGUAACAUAAGUGGCCUCUACGAAAGCAUGGCAUACAGUUACCUUCAGGCCCGUGUAACCAUUCACACACUAAUCUUCCACAGCACUGGUUGUAUGGAUGAAAUGUACACGUUUCAGAGAUUUGUUUGCAAGAACCUAAAUACAUUUCAGAAAGCAUACAAGUUUUCUUCGUUAAUUGGUAGCUUUUAUAUCUUGAGUGUAUUGAAUUAAAUAAAAUCAAAUAGAACUUUAUAAGGAUUAAUAUAAUUAUCAAGAAUCAGGGUAACACACACUGCUAAUUCCAAGUUAGGGAAUGUUGUUCACAUAUCUACGGAAAAUUCAUUAAAGAAUGGAUAAGGAGCCUUUCACUCAUCAUAUUUUCUUACCUUCUCUGCAACCGUAUUCAAGCUAAAACAUAUGGAUUCUGAAAAACAGUUGUUGCAUGAGGGUUUGUAUAUUCUAGUUUACUACCUACUUCUGUGGUAUGAUGACUUAUGAUAUAAUCCGGUCACUCAAGUCAUAUUAGGCAAGUUCGGAUUUCUAUCAUGCAUCCUGAAGUUGUUAUGAAAAGUGGUG